Molecule: messenger RNA, 2546 nt
Organism: Pimephales promelas (fathead minnow)
Lineage: Eukaryota; Metazoa; Chordata; Actinopteri; Cypriniformes; Leuciscidae
Source: RefSeq, a predicted model, not a curated record
AUGACGCGCACGGAGUUUCACCGCUGCGUGUCUCACACUCCUGCACACACCGCUUAUAUGCUCAGCACGAGCCAUCAGAGCAACGAACCACAGGCAUGCCAUAGAUUUAAAGAAGUCAUCUUUCUAUUUCUUUUCUCUUCCUGUAGCUAUGAGGGGCUGGAGAAGAAGCUGAGGGAGGUUUUCACCGAGAGGACAGGAAUUUUACGACAACUCUCCAAAACAUCAAAGGAGCUGGACAGCAUCAAGGGGAACCUGCAGUCUUUUAAGAAUGAAGAUGCCGUCCCUAAGAAGGAUGUGCAGAGGAUCCUGGAGCUCAGUCACAAGCAAAGGGAUGAGAUGAAGUCGCUCCAGGCAGCUCUGCAGAAACAACUGGAUGAUGCAGCUGAACGUGCAGAGAAACAGCAGGCCACCAUAAAGUUUUUAAAGAUGGAGAUGGAAAAGAAGACCAAAAUCAUCAAAGAUCUUCAGCAAGAGAAUAAAAGCUUGAAGAACAAACUUCUGUCGGGGACCAAGCUCUGUGACAUACACACAGAGGAGUCCAAAAAAAUCCAAGCCCAACUGAAAGAGCUGCGGUAUGGCAAAAAGGAUUUAAUUUUUAAGGGACAGCAACUGAUGGACUUGGAGAAUAAACUGAAAGUAGCCAAAGAUGAACUGGAGAAGGCAGCGCUGGAUAAGGAGUCACAGCUGAAAGCCCUGAAGGACACCGUACAUAUCUGCUUCUCGUCUGUCCUACACAGCCAGACGGGGAGUUUACACAGAUUCCCAGCAACACCCUCCAACCUGUUGAGGUACUCGGCCCUGCUCAACAACUCAAGAGUCACCUUUCAGCAGCCGCACGCCAAGGACAUCCCGAAAGUUCCCCGGAUCACAACAACAAGUAAAUUGCCUUUGAGCAGUGCGGUAAUGAGGAGAGAGAGCACAGGACCGAAAGACUGCCAGAUGGUGAAGGUGGGAGCAGAAUGUUCCAAUCAGACCGAGAGUUCAUCCGAGAUGAAAAAGACAUUUGGACACAGUCGAACCCCAGAGCAGAUCGGACAAGGUCAAGAAAGGACAGCAGAGGAAAUCGGGAAAACAGACGGAGACCUAAAAAAGACACAAAUGGACAAACACAACUGAAAGGACAGUGGAAGACUUGGCAGAUUUUCUGCAUGGUAAAAAUGAUGUCAUAUCGGUUUAAGCCCCUCUUCAUCACUGAGCUUAUAAGCACACACACACUGUAGGCAAACACAAACAACGACAGACACAAACACAAAAUGCUCCGUCUAACACUGCUAAUGUAGAAAAUCAAAUUCCCAACAUUCGAUUUUGAACUUUCUUAAUUAAAGAAAAAAAGUAAAGAAAAAACAACAACCACAUAGUAUGGCAUGCAUUAUAGAGUUUUAGAUAUUGAUUUUACAAGGUUACGAUGGUACUGGUGGUUUUUAAUAACUGUUAUUCUUUUUUUUCUUUUUUUUUCACUAUCUAUUUUGAUUUUUUUUUUUUCUCUCUCUUCUAAAUUUAGGACACAAUGUUUUUUGAUUUGUGUUGUUUGUAAUUAAAGACUAUUUCUGGCACCGCAGACCAGAACUUCAGUGUUAAAGGUCACGCUGGGGGUCAUUUGAGUUCUGUAAAUUUACACAUGGUCAAAUUCCAACUUUCGUCAAAGCAGCUUCUGAAAAUAUUGAACUAUUGAAUACUGUAUGUCCUGAAUGCAAAAUAGGGCUGCACGAUUUGUGGAGAAAAAAAAACUGAAUUGUGAAAUUUUUUUUUCUGAUAAAUUGUGAUUUUAAAAUGUGAUUUUUAUUUUACAGUACUACUGUAAAUUUACAACAAUAUUAUUUUAGUCUUAAAUUUUUCAUUUUUCAAACGUUAAACCAUCAUGCUUUAAAUUUUUCAAAAAGAAACCACAGAGAGCCCUUAAAGCAUUUUUUUUUUGACAACAGCCGGUUUAUAAGCACUUCUCAGUUAGUUUCCCAAAACAUCUCAAGUUUGGUGCGUUGCAUUUUUUUUAAAUGCGACCCAAACUGAGAUGAGUUUGUGUGUUAAUCGAGCUGAAAACACCAGAUCAUAAGCUGCUCGCGUGUAAAAGAACACAGUGCUGCGCUUCACUCUGAAACACGCAGUGCAUGCACUUAUUUAAUUCAAUCGCAGCCUUUGCUAUUAAGCCAUAUCGCAUUAUCGUUUUUUAUUCCGAUUAAUUGUGCAGCCCUAACAGAAACCGAAUCAAUCCCAAGUCAGCUGAAAUGACGAAAAGAACUGUUUAACGUGAAGGUACGGUUUGUCUCGUGUUGUAGCAAAGAUUAAUUUACUCCUCCUGCUCCAUAUUACGAGGCUCAAGUUGGCUGGCCAACUAUCACUGUUGAAUAUUUCGGAGCUUUUGGUGCCAGAAUUAAAGAGAAAAACUCGACUCACAGUGAGUCGUCUCCCUAAGAAUGAUGUGCCAUGCACCGACCGAGUACUUAAUCUACUGCUACAUCUCUCUGUUUCUCUACCUUCUUGUGUCCUUUACAAUAAACCGUGAUUUUCGCUAAAUGUGUGAAGAAUAAAUGGUUAUUUGUGGAGUAAAA